Messenger RNA from Oreochromis niloticus (Nile tilapia), 1837 nucleotides. RefSeq lists its product as uncharacterized. Lineage: Eukaryota; Metazoa; Chordata; Actinopteri; Cichliformes; Cichlidae. The transcript has 2 exons. The coding region runs from base 869 to 1834 and encodes 321 amino acids. The record is from RefSeq and is a predicted model, not a curated record.
AGACUUUUUGGGUGAAAUAACACGAGUUACUCUCUUGUAAUUGUAAUCACUACUAUAACUUUUUAAUUGUUUAUACAUUAGUACAGACAUGUUCUUUCAUUACUACUGCAGUAUUCCUCCAUCAUGUAGUAAAACUACAGGAGCUGUACUGCUCACACUGACACAAAGGGGAAUUUUGCUGGUUCAGCUCACUUGAGAUCAAAGUGGGCCGUACAUGGGCCUUUACGAUGAGUUUCAUAUCCCUGCUAGGGUUAUAUGCCAUGGCCUUUUUUUCUCAUCUGAUGACUAAACAUGAAGGUGAAUUGUUUUUUAAAAAAAAUGGUGCGUUAACCUCUAUAAGGGUUGAUUAUUAUAGUCUGCUUUAAUAUCAUUGAAUAGAUUUAAACAUUAUGGCUAUAUCAAGCAUCAAAUUAUGAUUUUCGUGUAUAAGUGUAAAUGCAUGAGAAAGGAGUGGAAUGAUGGAGUUGUGAAGAAUGUCGCAAAUGAAUGCAACAAACUGAAGUAGGAAAGGGGUGUGACCAGAGCCUGCACGCGACUUGUCUGGUUCAAUGACGUUUAAACCGUGUUACAUCGCUCAACAUCCGCUCAAUGUUUUCAAAAUAAAAGAUAAUGAAUUAAAUAAAGGCUUUGCUUUUAGACCACUCCUAGUUUAAUAUUGUGCUGUAAAUGCAACAACACUGUGCUGGAGACUCACACAGAGGUACGGUCAAUGUGUUGUCAGGGUAAGGCUAGCUGAUUUAGAAAAGCACUUAAUAAGCACUUAAUUUCGAGGAGUAGACGGAAGUUUCGAGUGGAAACUUUGCUUGAACUAAAAUUAGCCUCUUGGAGAGCAGGAACCCGCUACUGACAGGGAAUAAGUACGCUCGGCAUGGAGCUCCUUCAGCUGCUAUUACCUGCGCUCUUCUUCGUGAAUGUUUUGGGUGAGGAGGGUAUAUCAUAUGUGAAAGUGAUGUUAGGAGACUCGUUUAUUCUUGCUGGAAACUGUGCGAGUGAGGAAGAGGGGACACUUCGCCAAAUACAGCCUCAGUCCCGGGAUGUCGCUGCGCACCGAGACGGAGUUUGGAGACCAGAGGAAAGUUUUAGAGAUCGCAUCAGUCCCAACUCCUCUGUCGUCUUUAACCGCGCAGUUUACACGGACAGCGGACUUUAUGUGUUCAUGUGCGGCGGUCGGGAGGUGUCUGCUGUCCAGGUGGAGGUUGUCGUGUUCUCUGAAACAUCCGUCACAGAGGGAGAAGCGCGCAGCCUGUCCUGCUACUAUCCAACUACAGCUGGCACCUGCUGGUCUGUGCGCUGGGUUAAAGACGGGGAAGAUGUGUUAAGGAGAGACUCGUGCGGUGGUAAAAGUAACUGGACUGCUGAUGGUCGACUGUCUCUGUCAGCUGAUUGGCUCUCACACGGAGACCUGUCAUUAAACCUGCAGCGGGCUCGGAGGGAAGAUCAGGGGGAUUAUUUCUGUUACAUCCAAAAAGAAGGCAGAGGGGAACAGAGGGGGACACCAGCUGCUGCGAGGCUGAAGGUCAGUGAGAGAAGCCCGGAUCAGACCACCAGCACUCCUCCCCCUACAUCGGUGUCUCCGACACAGACGACUUCAGAAGUAAGCGGACUGGGAACUCUGGCCGCUGUCUGCAUCACAGCUGUGGUGUUUUUGGUCGGCCUUGUGUGUGGAUGGCUCCUGAAAUCUCACUGCUCCACGUACUUGUCACAUCUUCUCCGACGCUUUGGAUCCGGCGGUGGACGACAUGAUGUAGAUGGGGCGUCGGAGGCUCUGAGCCAUCCUCCUCCUCUGCAGAUGAAUGGCCACCAUCCAUCAAAUACGUCCCGGGCAGACGUCUGAAGA